Molecule: messenger RNA, 2022 nt
Organism: Rattus rattus (black rat)
Lineage: Eukaryota; Metazoa; Chordata; Mammalia; Rodentia; Muridae
Gene: Abcg8
Product: ATP binding cassette subfamily G member 8
Exons: 13
Coding region: 1-2022 (673 amino acids)
Biological process (GO): cholesterol homeostasis
Cellular component (GO): plasma membrane
Molecular function (GO): ATP hydrolysis activity; ABC-type transporter activity; ATP binding
Source: RefSeq, a predicted model, not a curated record
AUGGCUGAGAAGACCAAAGAGGAGACCCAGCUGUGGAACGGGACUGUACUCCAGGAUGCUUCACAGGGCCUCCAGGACAGCGUGUUCUCCUCUGAAAGUGACAACAGCCUCUACUUCACCUACAGUGGCCAGUCCAACACUCUGGAGGUCAGAGAUCUCACCUACCAGGUGGACAUGGCCUCUCAGGUGCCUUGGUUUGAGCAGCUGGCUCAGUUCAAGAUACCGUGGAGGUCUCGCGGCAGCCAGGACUCCUGGGAUCUGGGCAUCCGAAAUCUGAGCUUCAAAGUGAGGAGUGGACAGAUGCUGGCUAUCAUAGGGAGCGCAGGCUGCGGGAGAGCCACAUUACUCGACGUUAUCACAGGCAGAGACCAUGGUGGCAAGAUGAAAUCAGGACAAAUCUGGAUAAACGGGCAACCCAGCACGCCUCAGCUGAUACGGAAGUGUGUGGCACAUGUGCGCCAGCAAGACCAGCUGCUCCCCAACCUGACUGUCAGAGAGACCCUGACUUUCAUCGCCCAGAUGCGCCUGCCCAAGACCUUCUCUCAGGCCCAGCGAGACAAACGGGUGGAAGACGUGAUUGCGGAGCUGCGGCUGCGGCAGUGCGCCAACACCCGCGUGGGCAACACAUACGUACGUGGGGUGUCCGGGGGCGAGCGCCGAAGAGUGAGCAUCGGGGUGCAGCUCCUGUGGAACCCAGGAAUCCUCAUCCUGGAUGAACCCACUUCCGGCCUCGACAGCUUCACCGCUCACAACCUGGUGAGAACUUUGUCCCGCCUGGCCAAAGGCAACAGACUGGUGCUCAUCUCCCUCCACCAGCCUCGCUCUGACAUCUUCAGGCUAUUUGACCUGGUCCUUCUGAUGACGUCUGGCACCCCUGUCUACCUGGGGGUGGCACAGCACAUGGUGCAGUACUUUACAUCAAUUGGCUACCCUUGCCCUCGCUACAGCAACCCUGCUGACUUCUACGUGGACUUGACGAGCAUCGACAGGCGCAGCAAAGAACAGGAGGUGGCCACCAUGGAGAAGGCUCGCUCGCUUGCAGCCUUGUUCCUAGAAAAAGUGCAAGGCUUUGACGACUUUCUGUGGAAAGCUGAGGCAAAGAAGCUCAACACAGGCACCUAUGCAGUCAGCCAGACCCUCACACAGGACACCAACUGUGGAACUGCUCCUGAGCUGCCCGGGAUGAUACAGCAGUUUACCACCCUGAUCCGUCGUCAGAUUUCCAAUGACUUCCGGGACUUGCCCACCCUGUUCAUCCAUGGAGCAGAAGCCUGCCUGAUGUCUCUCAUCAUUGGCUUCCUUUACUACGGCCACGCAGACAAGCUGCUCUCCUUCGUGGACAUGGCAGCCCUCCUGUUCAUGAUAGGAGCGCUCAUUCCUUUUAAUGUCAUUCUGGAUGUCGUCUCCAAAUGUCACUCGGAGCGCUCGCUGCUGUACUAUGAACUGGAGGACGGACUGUACACUGCUGGUCCUUAUUUCUUUGCCAAGGUCCUCGGCGAGCUGCCAGAGCACUGUGCCUAUGUCAUCAUCUAUGGGAUGCCCAUCUACUGGCUGACCAACCUGCGGCCAGUGCCUGAGCUCUUCCUCCUGCACUUCAUGCUCCUGUGGCUGGUGGUCUUCUGCUGCAGGACCAUGGCCCUGGCCGCCUCUGCCAUGCUGCCCACCUUCCACAUGUCCUCCUUCUGCUGCAACGCUCUCUACAACUCCUUCUACCUUACAGCUGGCUUCAUGAUAAACUUGAACAACCUGUGGAUAGUACCUGCAUGGAUUUCCAAGAUUUCGUUUCUUCGGUGGUGCUUCUCAGGGCUGAUGCAGAUUCAGUUUAAUGGACACAUUUACACCACGCAGAUCGGCAACCUCACCUUCUCCAUCCCCGGAGACACGAUGGUCACUGCCAUGGACCUGAACUCACAUCCUCUUUACGCGAUCUACCUCAUCGUCAUUGGCAUCAGCUGUGGCUUCCUGUCCCUGUAUUAUCUGUCCUUGAAGUUCAUCAAACAGAAGUCAAUUCAAGAUUGGUGA